AUGGACCCCCCACACACACCCGUAACGACUACUAACGGUAAUGGCAAUGGCGCGAUCCCCCAUGACGAGCCUGCGACCGCCUUCGACUCCUCCGUCUUCCACACAUACCUCCUCUCCCUCCUCCCUCCUGUCCUCGGAGCAUCGCCGGCCGAUCUGGAUUCCAUCUUUGACGACGAGUUCGACGAGCGCAUCACCCGCUUCGCCUCGGAAGGCGGCGGUGUAAUCUAUGUUGUAAAGCGGAAAAACGAGGUCGAAGACGACGCGCCUCCGACGUAUACCUACCAUAUCACCUCGCAUCUAACAUAUACCCCCUCCAACAACACCACCCUCGCACUCAUCAAACGAGCCGCCACGCUCGAUCCUCUCUCCCCUCUCGCCACCCAGCUCCACCUCCUCAACUUGUUCGGUGGCGACGAAACACCAUACGAGAGUCUCCAUGCCGUCGUGAGCAAUGGUGUAAAACCUUGGUUCGAUGCGUUUGUAGGCGCACGGGGCGGAGGUAAAGAAGGAGACAGCAAAUUGGGUAUCCCAAUGACGAAGAAGAAAUUUGCUGAGCUGGAGCUCUCUCUGCUACACUUGCAACAGAACGUCGAAAUCCCGGAAACUCACUUGAUCAUUCAUCCUGUCAUACAGAAAGCUGUCGAGCAGGCACAAGCCUCGGGCAACCGGCCGAAUAUCUCGCACAUCCCGCCGAAACUCCUCAACGACAGCAGUUUCCUCAACACGCUGCACGCGCACGUCAACACCUGGAUCAAGUCCAUUCAAGCCGUCACCAAGCUCAAUCGCGACGUCGCUUCCGGCACGGCCUCCCAAGAGAUUAACUUCUGGCUCAGUCUUGAGCGCGCGCUCGAGGGCAUCGAGGCCCAGCUCCGGAGCGAGGAGGUCAACAUGGUCAUGGACUGCCUCCGCAAUGCGAAGCGUUUUCAUGCUACUGUCAGUUUCAUCGCCGAUACCGGUCUGAAGGAUGCCACGGACAAUGUCCACAAGUAUAAUCAGCUCAUGAAAGAUUUCCCGCUCAAUGAGCUGCUGUCCGCGCCGGACCUUGACAAGAUCCAGGAGGCGCUCGUGCUCAUCUUCGGUCACAUCAACCGCAAGCUCAAGCUGUCUCCGUACCCGAUCCGCCGUGCACUGCCCCUCGUUGAAGCUAUCUCGCGUGACUUUAACGAUCAGCUGCUUCGUAUCCUCACGUCGCACCGCCUGCUCUACACUCCGUACGAGACCUUUGAGCGCUUGCUCCUUCAGACAAUGAACAUCUUCCGCACUUGGGAUGACCUCAUCAAGGAGUUCACAAACGUCGCGCGCGAGGUGACGCGUAGGCGGUCGGAGAAGUUCAUUCCUAUCAAGGUCGUUCCCGCGCACGCGAAGCUACAAGAGCGCACGCGCUACCUUCGAGACUGGCGGAAACAGCAUGAGCAGCUCGCGGUCAUGACCGGUCCUACGAAGGGCCUAGGUGGUGUGGGGAUGGAGGUUGGAGGGAUGGACAUGGAAGAGGAGGUAAAAGAGGCGUAUGAGGUGAUGAAGCGCAUCGACGUCCUCGAUGUGUCUACUGAGGGUACGGAGAUAUGGGUGACCGCGGAGAACGCGUACAACGAGCGCGUCGCUCGUGUUGAGAACCAGAUCAUCUCUCGUCUGCGCGACCGCCUCGGAACGGCGCGGAAUGCCAACGAGAUGUUCCGUGUGUUUUCCAAGUUCAACGCGUUGUUCGUGCGGCCAAAGAUUCGCGGUGCUAUUCAAGAGUAUCAGACACAGCUGAUCGAUUCCGUGAAGGAGGAUAUCAAACGUCUGCACGACAAGUUCAAAACGCAAUACCGGUUCUCCGAAGCAUACCACAUGUCACAGAUGCGGGAUCUGCCUCCGAUCGCAGGAGCCAUCAUCUGGGCACGGCAGAUCGAGCGCCAGCUGCUGACCUACAUGAAGCGUGUCGAGGACGUUCUUGGCAAGGGGUGGGAGCUCUACGCAGAGGGCCAGAAGCUGCAGUCCGAGAGCUCUGCGUUCCGCAAGAAGCUCGAUACGCGGCCAGUCUACGACGCAUGGCUGCACGACAUCAACCGGCGCGAUAUGGGGGUUAACGGCCGGCUGUUCGAGAUCGUGCGCCUGCGCGGGGGUGGCUUUCAGCUUGCGGUGAACUUCGAUCCGCAGAUCAUCACGCUUUUCAAAGAGGUCCGCAACCUCCUCUGGCUGAACUUCCAGGUCCCACAUGCGACCACCAAUAUGGCCAAGGAUGCGAAGCGGGUGUACCCGCACGCGGUCAGUUUGAUGGAGACCGUGCGGACAUACGGGCAGACGCUGGACCUAGUGGAGAAUAACAAGGGCAUCGAGUGGCUGGUCGCGGAGUAUCGGAACGAGGCGCAGCGGAUGAUCACUCGAGGCAUGAAUAUCAAGUGGGACCACUUCGUGAGCCAAUAUGAUGCUGCUCGCUAUGUCUCUAGUGGCGACGGUCGCGAUAACCGCCACAUCCAAUUUGUCAGAGAGUUCGCGAGCGUCGUGUCCGUUCUGCAGGAUAAGACGAACAACGUCAUCGAUCUCUACAAGGAUAUCCUCCGCGCCGUCGAAGACCUCUCCACAUGCUCCUAUACGACUGAGGCAUUCAGCGAGCUCCUCAGUCGGAUCCAAGCAGCAACCGACAAACUCAAUCUGGAAGGGUACGCCAACCUGGACCAAUGGGUAGCCGAACUGGACAAGAAAAUCGAAGAGAUCCUCUUGCAGCGCUUGACGCAUAUCAUCCAGGUCUGGUGUCAAGAGUUUGACAAGACAGAUGACGGGGAGAUGCGUCGAGAUACAAUCUUGACUACGAAUAAACGUCAUGGGGACAAGAGGCAUAAUGAGAAGUUCCUGGAGGGCAGCAUGACGUUGAAGCCGAUCGUGCAUGAAAUUCGGAUACAGAACCAGGUCAUCUUCCUUGAUCCGCCAAUAGAAUAUGCUCGUCAGACCUGGGUCAACCAGUUGCAUGACUGGCUAGGCAUCGUAUGUCGACUGAGACGGAUACAGAGUUCUCGUUACGAGAUUGGUCUUCAGAUGCAAGGGGCCACCACAUUUGAAACAACAUAUACCUCUCUGCUGAUCCACUUCCCCGACGAUACUGUCGAACGGCCAUUUGCACUGGUCGAGACCAAAGUACAACAGCUAAAAGACUACGUCGGCAAGUGGCUGCAGUUCCAGUCCCUCUGGGAUCUUGAAGCGGAAUACGUCUUCAACCGGCUUGGGGACUCGCUCGCGAACUGGCAGCAGCUCCUGACGGAGAUCAAGAAGGCGCGCUCGACGUUCGACACCACCGAGACGCAGAAGUCGUUCGGCGUGUGCGUCAUCGACUACGAGCAGGUGCAGGCGCGCGUGAACGCCAAGUACGACGCGUGGCAGAGGGAUAUCCUCAGCCGAUUCGGGGUCAAGCUCGGGAACGCGAUGAAGGAGAUGCACGCGUCCAUAUUGAAGGCCAGGAAUGACCUUGAACAUCAUUCGAUCGAGGGUUUGGUCGGGGGUGCGCGGAGGUUCUGACGGUUUCUUGGUACCAUGUUUUUCUUUUCUUUUUUGUUCCUUUCCUUAUGUUUCGGAGGUGGUUUUCGUGGAACUGCCACUCUUUACUUUGUUACGACCUGCAUUUUUCCUUGCCAUGCCUUGCCUUGCCUUAUGGCAUCUUGUAUUGUUUAGAUCUCUACACUAACAGAUCAAACACAUUCAUUUCCUGUCCCAUUCAUAUGUUAAUAAUACCAUUGUGCUACAUCCUGCCAAUUCCUUUAAAGCUGUG
Heterobasidion irregulare TC 32-1 is the source of this 3742-nucleotide messenger RNA. Its product is annotated as dynein heavy chain protein 1. Gene Ontology annotation, cellular component: dynein complex. The transcript is spliced from 14 exons. Gene Ontology annotation, molecular function: minus-end-directed microtubule motor activity; dynein light intermediate chain binding; dynein intermediate chain binding. Gene Ontology annotation, biological process: microtubule-based movement. The coding region runs from base 1 to 3492 and encodes 1163 amino acids. Lineage: Eukaryota; Fungi; Basidiomycota; Agaricomycetes; Russulales; Bondarzewiaceae. The record is from RefSeq and is a predicted model, not a curated record.